Molecule: messenger RNA, 1237 nt
Organism: Carassius gibelio (silver crucian carp)
Lineage: Eukaryota; Metazoa; Chordata; Actinopteri; Cypriniformes; Cyprinidae
Product: DNA-binding protein inhibitor ID-2-like
Exons: 3
Coding region: 221-628 (135 amino acids)
Biological process (GO): negative regulation of transcription by RNA polymerase II; circadian regulation of gene expression; cell differentiation
Cellular component (GO): cytoplasm; nucleus
Molecular function (GO): transcription regulator activity; protein dimerization activity
Source: RefSeq, a predicted model, not a curated record
UCAGAGCAGCGACCAAUAGCGUUGCGCGAAGGCAAUGACUGACGCGUCAAUUCCCUCCAAUCAGCGUUAUCCAAAACAGCGCGUGAACGACCCACCCAGCUGGGUAUAUAUACAGCGAUGACAGCUCGCUAAUCCACUGCGUUUGCUUCAACAGCAAGAGGAGACCUCGAGCACAAAAAGCGAUUCUUCCAGCGAAACCGUUUCGUACAGACGUGUGAACAUGAAGGCAGUAAGCCCAGUGAGGUCUUUCCGGAAAAGUAGCCCUAAUGUGACGGAGCACAGUCUGGGAAUCUCACGGAGCAAGACCCCCGUGGACGAUCCCCUAAGUCUGCUGUACAACAUGAACGACUGCUACUCCAAACUGAAGGAGCUGGUGCCGAGUAUCCCGCAGAACAAAAGCGUGAGCAAAAUGGAAAUCCUGCAACAUGUCAUCGACUAUAUCCUGGACCUGCAGAUCGCACUUGACUCGAAUUCGGCAAUCACCAGCCUCCAUCAGCCGCGAGCGGGACAGGGGACAUCCAGAACCCCCCUGACAACACUCAACACAGACAUCAGCAUCCUCUCAUUACAGACACCUGAGUUUCAAUCAGACUUGAUCACAGAGGACAGCAGGACACUUUACCGUUAAUCAGGUGUUUGGUUAAGACACAAGAACACACAGGACCUGGGAACUGGCUUUUCCUCCGAUUUUCUGUUCUCAGUCUGGAGUUUUUUUGUUUAGUUUUUUUUUUUUUCCCCUGUAAUUGAAUCAAGACUUUUUUUUUUUUUUUGCUUCUAAAAGGACAAUCCAUGUGUUGUGUUAUAAGUUCGGACACUGAUUAUUUAUCUUCAAAAAAGACUUAUUUGGUCUUUUCUUCAAGAGGAAGAAGCACUAUAUUCCCUGAGAAGAGGAGGGGAAACUUGUAAAUGAUCACAAGGAAGCUUUUCUCUGCACUGAGAAGAAGUCUUACCUUUUUUUUUUUUUUCAUGAAGACCGUGUGAAUAGGAGAAGACGUGGUUCGUUACUGUACAAAAGUUUAAGUCUGUUUUUGUCAAUUCUUUUGGCACAUGAAGGACUGGAUGUUGAAAAUGACAUGAAACCUUGUGAACUCUCUCGGAGUUUUAUCUUGUAUAGUUGCAGAAAUUGGACUGUCAGUAUCUGCAAAGUGUUAUGCUGUAUGCUGAGACUUUUUAUAAAAGUAAUAUUGUAAAUUGUACCUUUUUUUUUUAUACAAAAUAAAUCAAAUGCUUUAUUUGA